This is a messenger RNA of Ilyonectria robusta, 1404 nucleotides long. RefSeq names its product pyridoxal phosphate-dependent transferase. Bases 1 to 1404 code for a protein of 467 amino acids. NCBI's taxonomy places the organism in Eukaryota, Fungi, Ascomycota, Sordariomycetes, Hypocreales, Nectriaceae. The transcript has 2 exons. Gene Ontology annotation, biological process: aromatic amino acid metabolic process. Gene Ontology annotation, molecular function: carbon-carbon lyase activity. The record is from RefSeq and is a predicted model, not a curated record.
AUGUAUCCUGAUGGUUUUCUGGCGGCAUCUUGGCGGAUCAAGAUGAUCGAGCCAAUUCGUCGGAGCACUAGGGAUCAACGUGAGGAAUGGAUCCGUACGGCUGGUUACAAUCUAUUCGAACUCAAAAGUGAUCAAGUCUUUAUCGACCUUCUCACCGACAGCGGGACCGGAGCGAUGAGUGAUCGCCAGUGGGCGGCUUUGCUAAUGGGAGAUGAGACAUACGCUGGGUCAUCUUCCUUUUCUCUCCUCGAGGGGAAAGUAAAAGCUCUAUUUGGAUUCGAGUACGUCCUUCCGGUCCACCAGGGCCGCGCCGCCGAAAACGUUUUAUUCUCCGUGCUCAUCAAGAGGGGCAACGUUGUGCCGGGUAACUCUCAUUUCGACACUACACGAGCUCACAUCGAAUACCGACAGGCGACGGCAUUAGACUGCCCCCUCGACAAGGCCUUCUGCAUCGACAAGCAUCACCCUUUCAAGGGCAAUGUCGACUUGCAGGAGCUCAAAGCCAUCCUUGACUCCGAGAAUAAUAACGUACCCAUGAUUGUGGUGACAGUUACCUGCAACAAGAGCGGUGGUCAGCCGGUAUCCCUCGACAACAUGCGUCGCGUCAGGGCACUUGCUAGGGAAUACUGCAUCCCUGUGGUUUUUGACUCGGCACGAUUCGCGGAGAAUGCUUGGUUCAUUCAGAAACGGGAGCCUGGCUAUUCCAACAAGACCAUUAAGGAAAUUGUCUGGGAAAUGCAUCAGUGCGCGGACGCCAUGGUGAUGAGUGCCAAGAAGGACUGCAAUGCGAAUGUUGGAGGCAUCCUGGCGAUGCGGGACGAACAUUGGUUUCGACAAGCUUCGGAAAACGUCAUACUUUUCGAAGGAUUCACGAAAUACGGUGGAAUGGCUGGAAGAGAUAUGGAGGCCUUGGCCAUCGGUCUCGAUGAAUCCACGUGCUCGGACUACUUGGACUUUCGCAUCGGCCAGGUUCGGCGGCUGGGAGACAGCUUGACAGCAGCCGGUAUCCCUGUCCAGCGACCGGUUGGUGGUCAUGCGAUCGUUGUCGAUGCGACUGCCUUCUUGCCUUUGGUCCCCAAGGACGAAUAUGCCGCCCAGGUGCUAGCCGUUGAGCUGUACCUUGAGGCCGGCGUGCGAGGCGUAGAAAUAGGUACGCUGAUGAAUGAUCGGGACCCGGAUACGGGUCGUGAUCGUCGCGCGAAGGCUGAAUUCAUGCGUCUCGCCAUUCCAAGGAGGGUAUACACGAACGAUCAGCUGGACGUCGUGGCCAAAGCGCUCAUCAGCAUCUACCGCCGCCGAUCAACCAUAAUCAGAGGCUUUCGGAUUCUCAAUGAGGCCAAAAGGCUGAGGCACUUCACAGUGACUUUGGAGAGAGCAGGGGAACCAUAUGCAAAGGGGAGUUGA